AAGACAUUGGUGCCUCAGUGGAGUUAGGAACUGAGGCAAUGGACUUAACUCAACACUUUGAGGAGCCCACAUCAGCAGCGUCUGAAAUUUCCCAGCUUUCAGAAAGCAUCAGUUAUCUCGAUGACCACCAAUACACCAGCAAGCACCACGCAGCUGCACAAACUGACCCUAUGCCCAACAGAGAGCUGCAAUCUCAAGGUGUGCAGGUUUUCUUGACCAGGAAAAAGACCGUAACAACAGGGUCACAAACAGAUUUCUCACUGCCAGUUCACAGGACAGUUGCAGUUGGCACGGAUGACAUGGAACAUAUAGCAUGUGGCGCACCUCCAUCCCCGAUUCGUUGUUCCACUCCGCUUCCAGGCCACGAAAAAGACUGUGACGAAACUUACCAGCCAUCGUUUUCUCGUUCGUGUCUGUGAGUUAUGCUCUUUUAUGUUUGACUACAUAUA
Molecule: messenger RNA, 449 nt
Organism: Rhipicephalus sanguineus (brown dog tick)
Lineage: Eukaryota; Metazoa; Arthropoda; Arachnida; Ixodida; Ixodidae
Exons: 3
Coding region: 39-419 (126 amino acids)
Source: RefSeq, a predicted model, not a curated record